AUGCAUGCUGGAGUAACGUACAAAGGUGCAGAGUUCAGUCCAAGCACUGGAGCACAGCAAACCCUUCUGCUUGUCUCUCCGUCUCAGCAGCAGCCCGCUACUUAUCCCCACGUCCAGGGUGCACCAGCCACCAAUCCCAAGCAGACACAGUCUCCUGCUUUCGAUCCCCUGAUGGUUGCAACAUCUGGUUCCUUGAAAAGCAACCUAUUUCCUUCCCGAAGAUGUGUGCGCAGUAUCAGAAACUUACCAUUCCUGAAUCACGGGGACACCUCAAGAGGUUUGGUUCAUCCUAUUUCUCUCUCCUCCCUCCAGAACAAGACUCACUUCGAUUCUGGGACAUGCAGCGGCUCCACCGUGCCGCUGUUGGAGGAUCCUGCCCUGGGUGCAGAGGAGGAGGAGCCGGCCUCUCUGAUCGAGUACCUGAGCAGCGUUCACUCUCCCUGGCACCUGAGUGAGAGCUGGGGUCCCGCGGCUGAUCAGCUGAGAGAGCUGGCUGUGCGGUCACCCGCCCUGAUCGAUACGGCAUUCAUAAUGUCCUACUUUAGGUCCUUGCGUAUAGUGGACAAGGGAGUCUUGGAAAUAGGUGAAGAUUUGCUGAAAUUUGUCAAUCUGGAUGAAUUUAUAUUAAGUGCAAACUACAUCACUGAAAUAAACUUAACACACCUGACCAGAACCCUGAAGGUGCUGGAGCUUUGUGCCAAUGAAAUCUCCAGUAUGAAAGGCAUUUCCUGUAGUCCUCCAGCUGGGUUAACUCACCUGGGUCUGGGGUACAACAAGCUCUCCUCCCCCUCAGAGUACAAAUACCUCGAAGCAAGCUUCUGGCCCGUUCUGCUGUCUCUUGAUUUGAGUUUCAAUAACCUUGUGGAUCUGCCUGACUUGGUGUGUAAGCUGAGCUCCCUGUUGCGGCUCAGAACCCUGGUGUUUAUGGGAAACCCCCUGGCUCUCACCCCCUCCUACCGCGGCUUCCUCGUGGACAGCCUGCCGAAGCUCGCCCUUCUCGACGACGUCCGGGUAUUGCCAGAUGAGAGGCACCACUUUAAAGGACUGGCCAAGAGAAAAGAACUCAUUGUGGAUGAAGCCAAGGUGAUUGUGAGUAUCGGGACAGUUCAAGGUAUUCCGAACCCGGUCAACCCUGUGGAAACUGAAACCCCCCCCGAAUAUCCGAUCGUCAGUUACAGCUACCACGUGACGUACGAGUUUCUCAAUGACCAUCCACUGUCCACCACCGACGAGGAGACAGCUGACCAGGCAAAGAAAACCCCUACGUGCUGUGACUCUGAAAGGACAAACAACUCCGUGCAGAGUUCUCAACAGCACCAGGAGAGUACACACGAAGAGUCAAGAAACCCCUCAGCAGACACAGCGCCACCUGCUGGUAAUAAGACCCCUGGUCCUCCACAGAACAAGGUACCUGAAGACGACAGCUCUGUGCUUCUUCACUGCACCCCCAAAGUGCCCUGGGCAGGACAGAUUGAGAGUGAGUACAGGAAGGUUCACCAGCAGAGAGACCUCCGAUCACUGAAGCAGUUCCUCCUGAGAGGCAUGCGAGUAUCAGUGGUGGAGCAGAAGGAACAUGACUUUCUUCAGAUCAAAAUGGUUCAUUGUGGCUGCAAGGUAUAUCAUCCUGUGUGCUUUGCUGUUCGUUUGCAUUGUGUUUGUGAGGAAAGACUUCAAACCCUCGACAGCGUCUUCAAAAUCUGCUUUUGUUAUUGCGAAACCAACCUUCUGGAAAUACAGAUCCAACAAGAUCCAAACUAAAACCGUCAAACCCCCGAAACCGACUUUUAAAUGCGUUUCAAACGUGAGCGAUGCAGAAAUACCUAAAGACUAUCCAGAACUGCAUCGUUUGUUCCUAAAAUAUAAGAGCUGCCGGACAUUCCCAACCC
This is a messenger RNA of Acipenser ruthenus (sterlet), 1886 nucleotides long. Its product is annotated as leucine-rich repeat-containing protein 43-like. The coding region runs from base 1 to 1758 and encodes 585 amino acids. The transcript has 10 exons. The record is from RefSeq and is a predicted model, not a curated record. Lineage: Eukaryota; Metazoa; Chordata; Actinopteri; Acipenseriformes; Acipenseridae. Gene Ontology annotation, molecular function: protein binding.